Messenger RNA from Wyeomyia smithii (pitcher-plant mosquito), 3190 nucleotides. Its product is annotated as angiopoietin-related protein 1-like. The record is from RefSeq and is a predicted model, not a curated record. The transcript has 3 exons. Bases 16 to 840 code for a protein of 274 amino acids. Lineage: Eukaryota; Metazoa; Arthropoda; Insecta; Diptera; Culicidae.
GAAGAGAACAUAAACAUGAAGAAAGUUUUGGUACUAAUUAUGACAGUGGUAAUCGCUGGUGUCAUCGGAGCCGAAAGCAACUCCGAUGCUCUUGGCUAUGAACUAAUUCUUGGAGAGUUUGAUCAACUGCGACAAAACAUUCUGGAUUUUGGCAACAAAAGUCACUCAAAAAUAGCCGCCCGCUCCGUUAAAUUUGAAUUUGCCAGCCACGAAGUACCAUCGUGCCAGGAAACCCCCGCCAAUGCCAGUGGAGUGUACCGGAUACAUCCGGAACUGUCAACCAUAUCGUCUUUUCUCGUCUAUUGCGAUCACACAGUGGAAAACGGAGGCUGGAUCGUAAUACAUCGACGCUUCGACGGCAAUUUAAACUUCAAUCGACCUUGGGUUGAUUAUCGACAGGGUUUCGGAAAUUUGCAGAGCGAGUAUUGGCUAGGACUAGAAAAAAUGCAUCAGAUCACUCGGGCUGAUAACUAUGAGCUGUUGGUUGUGCUGAAAAGCUUCAACAAUGCAACGAAAACUGCUCGCAUCGAUCGAUUUAUGGUGGCCAGUGAGUUUGAAAAGUAUAAACUCAAUGUUGGCCAACUCGUGGUAGGAGAGGCAGGUAACAGUUUCUCACAACACAAUGGGAUGAUGUUUACUACAAUAGAUCGGGAUAAUGACUUGUAUAAAGAAAAUUGUGCAAUAAUACACUCGAGCGGCUGGUGGUUUACUGAUAACUAUUACUCGAAUCUCAACGGUAAACAUAAAAAGGAAGGAGAUGAAACUGGUAUGACUUGGUUCAAAUUUAAUAAAUCAUAUAUCACCUUGAAGGAGGCUCGGAUGCUGAUUAGAAGAAUGUAGCAUAUAGUUAUUUGAAAUAUUUCGAUUGUAAUUAAUCAUCAGAAAAGUAUAACAACCAACCUAGCACAAUUUCACCUUAUUGUGUCUUACAUCCAGGAAGUAGGGAGCUCAGAUAGACCCAGCUGACUCCGAUUUAGAAUCUGCAUCGACAAGGUGAAUUCCCAGAAUCUUUUGGUCAAAAUGGACCGUAUAAACGUGGCAACAAAUGUGGUCAUUCAUUUCUAACCAAUGAACAACUUAACGUCAAACUUGAAGCUUCCAAGUCUUAUCUGUUCAGUGAUCAUUCCGGUGUACCCCAAGGCAGUAACCUUGUAAUUCUCUUAAUUUAAUUAACUUAUACAAAUUUGGCUACAAAUCCUGGUUGAAAAUUUUGAAUAUAGUCAUAAACGAUGAGUUUUUGAUUUCUCGAUUUGAAACUGUUAACGCAGGGACGAAUGGGCGAACUCAAUUACUCAAACUCAAUUUCAAACAGUUCUUCGAAGACUUUGAUAAUUUCUCUUUCCAAACGUAACCAAUAACUUUCAACGUUUUCUCAACGGUUAAACAAUUUAAUAAAAAAUUGAAAAAAAAAAUUUACACUGUAGUUCAACAGAAUCUUGUUUGUAACAUUCCGUUGGCAACGUCAAGGUAACGCUGUUUGAAUCACGUAAACGACUCAGCACUCGAGGGUGGCACAGCGCACGUUCUAAUCCACUCAGUACACAAAGUAGCGCUUGAUCUAGUUUCAUGAACCGUAUGAUAGCUAUCUGUCGUUAGAUGCCAUCCAAAAAACCGUAAUCCCAAAGACAAACAGCUUGCCAAAGCCGUAGUAUAGUUCUACACAACGCUCUACCCAACGACGGGAUGGAACUUUAAAACCAAAAGCCGACAUCUGUGUCAGUGUCACCAUCAUCCGCAAGUCGGCAAGGGCACAGGCCACCACCCAUCAGAAUUACCGCAAAAAGUCGCAUGGGAAAAGCAACAAUAGUCGACCAUGAAGUGUGUACACCACUUCUUUUUCAAAGACCUUCUGGGCACAACUUCAACACGGAUAGGAAAACCCUUUUCGAGUGGGUUCAUCCAUUCGAAUGGCUCUCUGAGCAGCCUUCCCGAUGGGCAAUCGUAACCAGAAAGCGAGUGAAAAUGAACGUCUGCAGACGCCUUCCGCCCUGUCCGGGUCGGCAAAAGGAUAACCGUAGCGUAGGUGCUCUUUCGGGUGUGCCUUUUACCUUUGGCUGUCGGUACUCCAAAAUUGCCAUGUUACCGUCCGGCCGAGUGUGCCAUCGUCAUGGGCCAGUCAGCUACACAAAAAGCAGGGAAAAGAGAUACUCAUGCGCAUCGGAUCCCCAAACAAACACUCCCUCAGCCUCACUCUACUCAAGCGAAUAGCAAUUCUACAACGAGGAUGCCUUGCAGGGCAUCACGAUUUUCCCAAUCCCAAUCCCACUACCACCAGUAACGAAGAAGCGGAAAUUGUGUUCCGACCUAACGGAACGACAAGCAGGCAGGCAGGCAAACUGGUGAAAAACAGCUCCGGUAAAUAUUUGCCCAAGAUAAUUGAUCUCGUCAGUCUCGCUUUUGUACGUAGUGGCGUACCUUUUUCCCUCCUAGCGUCGUCGUGGCGUGCCAAUGUUCAAGUUCGGUGCCCAACCGAAGGCACUAGCAGUGCAUGUAGAGUUGCUCAACCAGUCAGUCAAUCUUUCAGUGUACAAACUCGAUAUAAGUAAAUAAACUUGAAUAAUAUGUACCUUCCGGACGUACUUGGGUUCUAGAUGCGGGGUCCGUUCGUACGCUACGUUUCUUCGCUGCCGACAUACAGUCGGACUUGGGAUUUUUUUUAGCGAAUGACAUACACACACACGUACCCGGUCACGGGUGGGUGGGAGAAUAGAAAAUUAUAAUUACGAUUGCAAUGCUGUCUCGCCAAAAAGUGAUUUGGGCUUUUGCGUCCCCAAAAAUUUUCCCCAAAUGACAUGUCACAUUCAUCCAUUGAAAUGUCGUCGUUGGUAGGGUGAACAUAGAAAUAAAAUUUAAGAAUUAACCUCAGCUAAAACGGCACAUUCUUAAUUGAUUUAAUUUUUUUUUUAAUUAUUUUGUACAAUUUGUGUCUAGAUCGAAUAAUAAAUUUUUGAUGUAAAUCGCACAACAUAAUCUUUGUUUUUUGAAAUAGAAUAAAACACAGAUAGAAUGAAACUAACCGAAUCCAGCUAUUGGGACAGUUUCGGACCUCUUUCUAGUAGCGUCGUAGGUGGAUAAGACUAAAGCUGUAAUUUAUUUUUUUAAAUUACUUUCAGUAUAAAUUUUGAAUUAAUAGUAACUUACAAUUUUGGUCUUUUCAUAACUGUCACUAACAUAAAGUGACCAGAUGGUU